CCGAUUGGUGAUGACGUUUCCGAAAAGCAACAUGGCGAUUUUCCUACUGAUAGACGCAAUGGCUUCAAGGGUGCAUUUUCACGUAUUUUAGGAGAAACUUAAAGAAAAAUGACGAAGUAAGCUCCCGAAACGUGCGGACUAGUUGUUGAAUUCGUUUAGCGUAUUUAGGUUAGUGAGGAGCGCGCGUGUGUGGAAUUUCAACCGCGAGUUGUUAUCUAAUAAGAGGGAUGGAGACUGCCGUGGUCGACUCUUCCGAGACCAACAACGUGGAGUCCCCGCCGGACUUACCACCGAAAGAAGUCGCCGAAGAGGGCGUUCCCGACUCCGUGAGCAGCAGCGAGACCGAGAAGAACGCGACCAGCGAGAAGGAGUUGUCGUGGGAAAAAAUCGCAGCUGAAAUCGCCGCCGACGGCGACAACGAAACGAGUGAAGUGAGUGCGGGGGCCGAGGCCGAGGCCACCGAACCCAAAACGGACGAGACUGUGAUAACUACUGUGACUGAAGAGAAAACCGCGACUGACGAGACGCACGAGGUGGUGGCAGAUAGCACCGAGCAGCAAACCGUCAUUGAAAGUGAAGAGGUGGACUACGUUACGGACACGAAGGAGGCGGAGCCCGUGGUUGAAACCACCACGGAGAACCCAGAGCCAGAAGACGCGCUUCCGGUCGAAGAGGUCGCCGUGCCCGUCGAGGAAGUCGCGCUUCCCGUGGACGAAGAAACCAGUGACCUUGACAAGUCCGUCGGCUCCAUACCCGUCGACGAGGUGAUCGAAGAAACGGUGACAGAAGUCGUGGAAGGCGGGGAGCCAGAGGAGGCAGCCACUGAAGUGGUUGAAGCCCCAGAAACUGAGGAAAUUCCAGAGACUGAGGAACAACCAGAGUCUGAGGAGCAUCCAGAGUCUGAGGAGCAUCCAGAGACUGAGGAACUUCCAGAGACCGAGGAGCCAGAGGCCGAGGAACAUCCAGAAAAUGAGGAACAUAUAGUGGUGCAGGAACCGCCAGAUGUGGCGGAAACGCCUCCCGAAAAACAAAAAGAAAUAGAAAUCUCGGAAUUGAAGUGUGAUGAAGUGCCGCCAGAGGCCGUGGAGGAGAUGGAAUACACAGUUCUUGAAUCUGAAGACGUCGAGACCAACGAGAUCAUCGAGGAGCAUCUAGCGCAAACGAAAACCUCCAAAGGGCUCACCGAGACUGUGGUUAUUAUAAAUCCGGACGAAUCGCAGACUGAACUAACUAUAGAACAGAUUGAGGACGAUGACCGGAAUGACGAUAGUUCGCAGGAUUAUACAGAGGCGAUUUAUCUGGUGACGAAGGAAAGCGAGUCCGUGGAUGAUCCUCACAAAUCAGAGGAAGUGGUGACACCCAAACCCAAAAAACAACGCGGGCGUAAACCCAUCUCUGAUAUCCCUCUCCACGUUCUGGGUAGAGAUAUCAGUAAACCCACGGAAGGAGUGUCCAAUGGUGGUCGCACCAUGCCUAAACCGCGACUCGGGGUGAAGGUCCCUUACAGAAAUCUAACCAGUCAGAUCGUCUCCAAGCAAGAAAUCGAGAAAGAAAUCAUGGAACGUUUCAAAAUGAAGCAAGAACAGAAUUCCACCAGCAGCGGCGAUCUUCUCUUUGCGAGAAAACUCACACAACGUCUAGCGAAAAAAUUGAUCCCCACGGAUAAAGAAAAAACGAGCCCGAAAGCAGAACCCGCUGAAGCCCCCAGCAGUUCUGUGAAUCAAAUGUCAGAAAUCAAAAACAAUUCCGACUUGAUUGCGAUUUUGGAGGGCGAAGGUGACGAGAUACAACUAAUGAACCAGAAGCAAGCAGCUGAGGAAAGGAAAGAGGUUGCUAAAAGAACAGAAAGAGAAAUCGCUUUGGAGCAGCUGAAGGAGUUACCAGGAAAGCCUGUGAAAGUCCUCAAACCUAAACCAGAAGAAGAGAAGAAAGUAGCGACUCCACAAAAGGAGGCAAAAGUAGUAAUAACACCAACGGUUUCCCAAAAGUCUCCUGGUGACAAGAAACCGGUGGACCUUGAACCAAGACUCAAAACCGGAAUGGUGAUCAAAACGUACACCAGGAAACGUAAAUCGACGGAGUUGGAGCCAGUUCUGCCACCAAAAAAAGCGGCUCUUACUACCCCAAUUAAAACCGAAGACGGUUCCCCGAGUAAUGUUUACAUAACGAAGAGCUCGAGGGUGAUCAAAAGGAAAGUCAUUUGGGACCCUGAUGAGGUGCCAAGUAAGAGUCCGAUGAAAUCGCCAAAAAUCGAACCGUCUAAACCAUCACCCGCUAAACCAGUGGAAAAGAAAGAUCCAGUUAAAGUAGUAGAGAAGAAGGAACCGGUCAAAGUCGUCGAGAAAAAGGAAGCUGUGAAAAUCGUGGAAAAGAAAGAAACCUCUGAAAAGUCCCCCGAGAAAAAAAUCGCAACUCCCGUGAAGAAAAUCGUCAGUAAAAGUCCGCAACCCCCAGCGAAAAAACCCAAACGGUUGACCGAAGUAGACAAACUCUUAAUGGACGAAGGGGCCGUCAAUAUGAUCUACGACGUAAAAACCAACGACGACGCAAGCCCCGACAAAGUCAAAAAGAAGACCAACAAAUCCGUCAUCAGUCUAGACCGAGCACACAAAGAGCUCAUGAGUAAAACCAACGUGAUCAAGAACGAUCUUCAACAGAAUACCACAAAAGACGUACAAAAAUCGCUACGUAAAAAAGAGAUCGUGUCACCUACGUUGAAAAAAGAAGCGAAAAAAGAAACCACACCCACUGCCAUCACCCGAAAAAAAUCUAAAGACUCUACCAGGAGUUCCGUUCACAGUCCGCCUUCGUCUCCCCCGUACAACGCCGCCGAGGCUUCGCGCAUCAUCAGGAGACACUCGAGUAGUUCGUUCUCCAGCAACGACGAGAUGAGCGAAGAAGACGGCGAGGAGAAGUCGCCGAAGAAGAAGCCGGCGGAGUCGCCGAAGAAGAAGGUGAAGAAGAGCGGCGACGGGAAGCCGAAGGAGGUGGCCAAGAACAACAACAAUACGGUCACGGAGGCGAAGGUUAAUCACGUGGAGAAGAGCGUGGUGGAGUACAAGUCGUUCACGACGACGAAGAAGAACAAAUUGAUGUCGAUUAAGUUGCACAGCGUGGACGGGAAGUGUUACUUGAACGAGCAGGUUUUGAAGGAUUUGACGGCGUGUUUGAAGGAGUACGGGAAGGACGACGAUUGUCACGUGGUGUCGAUUACUUCGGAUAGCAAUGAGUCGUUCUGCGAGGGGCUGGAUUAUAGGCUGCUGGUCGUGGAGGAGGAGGCGGCGCGUAAAAAGAAAGCCAAUGAGUUGGCGACUUUAGUAAAGGAGUUCCUAAGGUGCCUUUUAAACUUUCCCAAGGUCUUAGUGGCCGGCAUUCAAGGAGACUGUGUAGGUUUAGCUGUCACAAUGCUGCCACUUUUUGACAUGGUAAUAGCGAGUGACACCUCGACGUUCAGUGCCCCCUACUCGAGGUUAGGGUGCAUACCAGAGGCCGGAUUUUUACUCAGCGUACCGCAUUUAAGCAGUAACGGAUUGGCGAGCGAAUUGUUGUAUGCUUCUCAAACAAUCAAAGCAGACGAUGCAUUUAGAAGAGGUUUAGUAUCCAGGCUUUGUUGGCCCGAGAAGUACCAGCAGGAGCUAAAAGCACUCGUUUCACAAGUCGGAAAUCAAUCUAGAGAGAGCAUAAUAGCAACCAAGCAGCAGUUGCGCCAAAACGUCUUGCAGAGCACAGAGUCGGCGUUGAGUUCCGCGAGUAAAGUUCUGGUCGAGUACUGGACUAGUCCAGAGUGUCAAAAGAACUUCGCCAAAUAGGGCGCCCUAGGUGUAGAGUAGUGGGAUGAAAAAUUGUUGAAAAUAUCAAUGGUACAAACUGUUUUGUUUCAUUCGUAGGAUAAGUGAUGAAUUUGAUGAAUGUAAAUUGUUUACAUUUCGGACUUUAUGUAUAACUUGGAAAAAAUAUUUUUUAUAUUUUCAUAAAUAGAGUAAGGUUUCCAUCUUCAUUAGGAUACCUAAUUUAGAUUGUAAAAAUCAUCGUAGUGAUGCGUUGUAAGAUGCAAAUGUUCACUCUAAUGCACGUUUUGAAGAUGUCUCUAUCAAUUUUCCAAAGAAUGGUGCAAUCUGGAUCUUCGUAUGAGUUGCGGUUGAUUUAAGAGGACUGUAUCGGUUUUAUCAAGUGUUGAAAAUUUUAUGAAGCGUAUUUUUAAUAAAACAUCUGAAGGAAA
Molecule: messenger RNA, 4219 nt
Organism: Zophobas morio
Lineage: Eukaryota; Metazoa; Arthropoda; Insecta; Coleoptera; Tenebrionidae
Gene: HIPP1
Product: titin
Exons: 6
Coding region: 228-3809 (1193 amino acids)
Source: RefSeq, a predicted model, not a curated record